Leptosia nina is the source of this 2331-nucleotide messenger RNA. The record is from the annotation of a GenBank genome assembly. Lineage: Eukaryota; Metazoa; Arthropoda; Insecta; Lepidoptera; Pieridae.
AUGAAAGUGGAAAAGUUUGUGUACCACGUAUUAAUAUGUGUUAUAUGCUGUCCUAUAUUGGUGUUAAGUUAUAAAGAAGCACUGGGUGGACAUUACGUAAUAGAUGAAAAAGAUCACAAGCAUGCAACUGAAGCACCAUGCGCGACCUGCCCCAGAAAUGGAGUCUGUGUCCCAAAAAUACAAUGCCCCUCGCACAUCCGCCCCGGGGCAAAUUACCCCCGUUGUCACAUAGACCGGCAGCACAUCGGUGUGUGUUGUUUCUCUGGAAACAGUCAUGCAGCUGAACCGGACUUAGCUUCUCGUUCAUCAAUCAACAUAGAAGAUGUCAAAGCAGUUCACAAUUCUUCCUUGCAGAAGCUUUCAGACUGGUUAAGGAAAGAAACACUUCUAGACAGAGAUACAAGUAUACAGAGGGAGACAGUGCCAUUUUAUAGUCAGCAUGAGUAUAUCAAAGAGGCGACUGACGUGGGCCACGGUGGACUGCUCAAUGUCUUCGCUGCGCAAGAGUUGAGGGCACGUCAAGCUAUAUCUGACGAUGAUCUUGCGCUAGGCUUGACUCAGGACACAUACGGUCUGUUCUGCCCAAAGCCACCUUCUUGUCCAAAUGUACCGAGCAAAUACAGAAGAAUAGACGGCAAUUGCAACAACUUCAAUCAUCCAAGUUGGGGAGCCGCUCUCACUGCAUACGAGAGAGUCUUACCUCCGGACUAUAGGGAUGGUACCUGGGCAUUCCGCUUGUCCGCUUCAGGAUCCCCGCUUCCAAGUGCCAGAGACGUCAGCAACGCCCUCUUGUUGGCUGAGAACCACCAGAGCCGCUCACACAACCUCAUGUUCAUGCAGUUUGGACAUUUCUUGGCUCACGAUUUGAGCGCAGGAGUUCUUUUUAGAACAGCCAAUGAUUCAGUACCUUCAUGCUGCUCAGCUGAUGGAACCCACCUCCCCAUAGAGCAUCAGCACUGGGCUUGCGCAGCCAUAGACGUGAGUCCUAAGGAUCCCUUUUACGGGCAGUUCGACAAGCGUUGUUUGAACUUCGUCAGGACCCAGCUAGCACCUUGGAGCGAUUGCGUGGUCGGGUAUGCGAAGCAGAUGAAUGGUGCAACACAUUACCUGGAUUUGUCGCAAGUUUAUGGCAGUUCCUUAAAGAAAUCACGAAGUUUGAGAGGAGUCGGGGGCCUGCUGAAGUCGUUCCAUGAUUAUGGUAGAACUUUGCUUCCGCUCACGAAGAGACACGAGUGUCUUACUGAAAAACACGGCGCAGCUUGUUUUGAUUCCGGGGACAAUCGUGGAAACCAAAUAAUAUCUUUAACAUUGCUGCACACUCUUUUCUUAAGAGAACACAAUAGAAUCGCCAGAGCUCUGGCCUUAAUAAACCCAGAGUGGGACGAAGAGAAGAUCUUUCAUGAAGCCAGGCGAAUAGUACAAGCGGAGUUUCAGAAUAUAGUCUACAAAGAGUGGCUACCAUUGUUAAUAGGAACGAAAUUAAUGAAGCUCUUCAGAAUAACGCCAACUAAGGGCUAUUCUACCAAUUAUGAUCCAAGAGUCAACCCAGCCGUAACAGCUGAGUUUGCGAGUGCCGCUAUGAGGUUUGGUCACUCCACGGUAGAUGGAAAAAUGAUGCUUUUCAAUCCACAGACCGGUGAAGUAUCUGAAACAUUGUCUACACCAGAAGUAAUGUUCCAACCAUCUCGGCUUCGUUUGAAACCAUUUUUAGACCGAAUUCUUGUUGGAAUGUCUUGGCAACCAAUGCUGAAUGUUGGUCCUUUUAUGUCUAAUUCUCUGUCCCAGUUCUUAUUUCACGGUGGAAACCCUUACGGCUUAGAUUUGGCAGCAAUGAACAUACAACGAGGCAGGGACUAUGGGCUUCGACCGUACAACGACUACCGAAUGCUGAUUGGGUUGAAUCCGUUUGAAUUUACUACCUUUUCUCCAAACGCAGCCCAGCGUCUAGCUUCAGUGUACGGUGCACCCCAAGAUAUAGACCUGUGGAUCGGAGGGCUUCUAGAGAAGCCGAUAGAUGGUGGACUGCUGGGGCCAACGUUUUCCCAAAUAUUGGCCGAUCAGUUCGCAAGGCUGAAGGCGGGUGAUAGAUAUUUCUUUGAACAUGGGCCCGAUGUCAAUCCAGGCGCAUUUACAAUUAGUCAAUUGCUGGAGCUCAAGAAAGCGACCUUGUCGAGGAUAAUUUGCGACAAUAGUGACCACAUUGAACUCGUGUCGCAGUCUCCGAACGCUUUUCUUAGAGCAGAUCUACCGGGGAACGAACCUGUACCGUGUGACAGUCCCGAUAUCCCAGCAAUUGAUUUAAGAUUAUUCAAAGAAGAGCAACAUCAUUAA